Messenger RNA from Danaus chrysippus (African queen), 480 nucleotides. NCBI's taxonomy places the organism in Eukaryota, Metazoa, Arthropoda, Insecta, Lepidoptera, Nymphalidae. The record is from the annotation of a GenBank genome assembly.
AUGUAUCGCCAGUUAUUUUUAGCUUUAACACUCGUGAUUACACUUUGCAAAGUGAACGCGCAGGCUGAAUCCGGAUAUAUGAAUGAAAAUAGCAAGCGUGAAGCUCGUUCAAUAGCCCUGGUUGAAGAAAUUAUACAUUCCUUGAUUUCAAAUGGUUUAGGAGGUUUAAAGCCAAUAAUACGUAUGAUAAGGAAUCAAGUUAGAGAAAUUAUACUUGAUCUCUUUUUUCAGUUAAUAAAAUUCUUAAGGUCCAUAUUGCAUGAAUACAAGAUAAUGAUUUUUAAGAGACUUGGAAAUUACACUCUGUCGGACGUAUUUCAUUUCUUAUUUGAUGGCAUCUUUGAAUUUGUUGGUGGAAACGAAAUUGGAGUAUAUUCAGGAGAAGGAAGUUUAGCAGAGGCUUCGAGUAGAGAACAAAAUGCCGAAUAUCCAAAUCCAGUGUUGCUGGAGAGACUUAUUAGAUUAGGAGAAAAAAAGUAA